Molecule: messenger RNA, 1826 nt
Organism: Tilletiaria anomala UBC 951
Lineage: Eukaryota; Fungi; Basidiomycota; Exobasidiomycetes; Georgefischeriales; Tilletiariaceae
Product: Ribophorin I
Exons: 3
Coding region: 116-1582 (488 amino acids)
Cellular component (GO): oligosaccharyltransferase complex; membrane
Source: RefSeq, a predicted model, not a curated record
CGAUGGUGGCGGCCAGAAGGUUGAAUGAAGAACUGCUAAAAAGGCAAGUGAACCCCUGCCAAUAGCACCGGGAAGGACUGGACAAGGACGCACGACGGCUCAGGGUAUGGUCGUGAUGCCGCGGAUAACAUUCGUGCCAGGUCUGCUGCUGCUGGUCGGGUUGAACGCCGCGGGCUGCCUGGCUGCCGUGCCAAACGCCAAUGAUUGGCAUCUCACAAACGUUGUCAAAAACCUUGAACUGCACGGUUCCGUAUCGCAAGCGAUAACGACGUACACCGUCAAGCGAGGCUCGGGUUCAUCGGAACCCUUCUUCGUCGCCUUCAGUGCAGCGGAAUACGAGAAGCUCGCCUUCGCCGAUGCCAUCGUCGAUGGGCAAGGGAAGACCCCCACAGCUCUGCCGCUCCAGGAUGAGGGUCUCGAUCCAGAAGAUCCCACGACGCACCUUGCCUCCUUGAACCUGCCGGAAAGCGCAGCUGAGGUCACCGUGUCGGUCCGAUGCGCCUACAACCAUCUCGUAGAGGCGCUCCCCAAGGUGAUCGCUCAGACGGAUCCAGUGCUGCUUAUAUGGAAAGGAGACGUGGGUCUUCGCACACCCUACGUAGCCGACAAGGGCAGAGUCAAAGUAAUCACGCCGAUCCAAAACGUUCCAAACUACACACCAAAGGACGAGACGGCGACCAAAUCGGGCAACAAAAUUACCUUUGGCCCCUACGAGAACAUCCAACCUUACCGCUCCGCGUCGAUCAAACAAGGAAGCGUGCACUACGAGCACCCUGUACCAGUUACCAGCGUCGUGACUUUUGACAGAGUCGCUGAGGUUUCGCACUGGGGAGACAACAUUGCCAUCGAAGACCGCAUCUGGUUGCGCAACGAUGGACCGGCACUGAAAGGUCACUUCUCGCGAAUUGACUACCAGAUGGCGCAGUUCAAGCAGAAGGGACAGGCGAGCACCUUGAUCCGCUUCCGGGUGCACUUACCAGCCGGGGCGAAGGACGCCUACUUCAUCGACCAGAUCGGCAACGUCUCCACCUCGCGCUUCUAUCCUGCCCCGCCUGCGCCGCAUCUCAUCGCGACACCCUCGAAUUUGCUCGGCGAGAGACGGUCCUCGGCGCUGGACCUUCAGCCGCGCUAUCCAAUUCUGGGUGGAUGGAACUAUACGUUCAGCAUUGGCUGGAACCAGAAGCUUAGCACGGGUGGCUGGGCCAAGCGGCUCGGAGCUGGCACCUACAGUGUCUCCGUGCCUUUCCUCACACCUGUCGGUGAUGCCACCGCUCUCGACGACGUCAAGACCACCAUUGUUCUGCCCGAAGGCGCAACUGACAUCAAGACGUUCCUACCCUUUGCGGUCGAUAGCUUGACCCAGCAAAAGUACGUGACAUAUCUCGAUACGGUCGGACGGCCUUCCCUCGUGCUCGAAAAAGCAAGGUGCUCCGAGAAGCACUCGCAGCUGGUCUACGUUCAAUAUCGGCUAUCGCCAACUGCCCAUUUGCGCAAACCACUCGCUGUCUCCACCGUCGCGCUCGGGCUGUUUAUGCUUGCUGGUGCACUACGGAGAUUCGAUCCAAAGAUCAAGGCGCAGUGAUCUGCUGCCUACAUGUAUUCGUGCGCUCUAGUGCUGCUCGUGUUGGUCGCUCGCAAGAUGCCUCAAAAUGAAAUAAUUUGCAUAGGCCAAAGCGAGAUUUGUGAGAUAUACACAGUCGAGAAGAUGUUAUUUCCGAUAUGCGGAGCAAAAGGCAAGAGUAAGAGGCGACACAAUCCGGCCCGUAGCCUGGACCUGAUCACGUCCCGAUGAGUCCGUAUACCUAGCGAAGUUCUGUAUGAUUACA